Molecule: messenger RNA, 2448 nt
Organism: Colius striatus (speckled mousebird)
Lineage: Eukaryota; Metazoa; Chordata; Aves; Coliiformes; Coliidae
Gene: TCN2
Product: transcobalamin 2
Exons: 10
Coding region: 661-2400 (579 amino acids)
Biological process (GO): cobalamin transport
Molecular function (GO): cobalamin binding
Source: RefSeq, a predicted model, not a curated record
GCGGAGCGGGAGGGACCCGGCCAGGCCGGCGCCGUGCGCCGAGGCCACGGGGACGAGGCUCAACAAGGCCCAGCGCCGGGUCUGCCCUGGGGCCACCCCAGGCACAGGCAGCCGCAGGGGCACAGGCGCUGGGAACGGCCCGGGGGCUGGUGCCAGCGGCUGGGCAGCAGCCAGCAGCGUGCCCGGCGGGACGAGCGGCCACGGGCAGCCUGGCCACUGUCCCCUGUGCUGGCCCUGCGGAGCCUGCCGCUCCAGGGCUGUUCGGUGCUGGGCCCUUCACUCACGGCCACAGGGACGCUGCGGGGCUGUGCCGUGCCCUCCCCUGCCCGGCUGCUCCGGCUGCUCCGGCCGAGCUGCUCCUGCGUCACUCACCCAGCCCCGGUGCCCUGGCCGUGGGGGAGGGCACGUCCCCUCCCUGGGGGACACCCGUGGGUGCCCCCUGCCCGAGCUGCGGGUCCCUGCUGUGCGCUGGGGGCGGCGGAGGCAGGAGCCCCCUCCUCAGCCCCUGCCAGGCGCAGGCGGUUUGUGGGGUCCGCACCGGCCGUCUCGCCGUCACCUGCGCUCAGGCAUCCCCGGGCAGCGCCGCGAGAGCGCGGAGCUACAGCGGUUUACCUCUGGAGCUUCGGCACCCCCUAUUUCCCCCUGGGGCUGGGCUGAUCAAUGCUCGCUCCCAGUGACCCGCCGUCCCAAGCGGGCAGCGGCUGCGGGGGGAGGGCGCAGGGGCUGGGAGGCGGAGGCACAGGAUACAGCGGGGGUUCCUCCGUUUAUUUUUGCCCUGGGCCGCCUCUGCCCGGUCGUUCUGACCCCGCCGGGGUCCGGCUGCCCCGGCUGAGGGCACGGAGGCCCCAGUGCUGCCGCGGUUCGUGCCGGGUCAGGCAGCCGGGAGGGAAGAGCGGCCGUCAGCGCUUCGUUUCUGCCCCGGCGCGGGGCGGCUCCGGCCCAAGUCCUCUCCCGUUUCUGCUGACUCGGCCCCGCUGUGCGGAAACGGCCCCUUGUGACACCUUCCCGUCCCCCGGCAGCGGCCCGGCGCGCUCCUCCCGCGGCUGCCGGGCUCCGGGCUCCCGCUGCAGCAUGCGGCCGCUCCCGCUCCUCGUCCUGCUGCUGACCGCGGUGCCGCCCGCCCGGCUCUGCGAAGCGCCGGGGCAGGCGGCAGCGGUGCGGGAGCUGAGCGCUCGGCUGCUGGGGCUGGCAGAGGACCCGACCCGGGACCCCGACCCCAGCGUCUACCUGGCCCUUCGCCUGGGCGCUGAGCACGACCUGCGCGGGGAGCAGCGGUACCUGGAGCGGCUGCGGGACGGCUUCCAGCGCCGCUACAGCCGGAGCCUGCAGGCAGAUGACCGACCCCAUGCCGCGCCCUACAACACAACGAGCCUGGAGCCGGAGUGGCCGGAGACGGGGCACUUGGCCCUGUACCUGCUGGGGCUGCGAGCCACGUGCCCCCCACCAGACCCUGCGGCCCAGCGCUCGCUCAUCACCUGGCUCAAGUACUACCUGGAGGAGGACUGGGCAGGCUCCCGGCACCACGGCCACCCCCUCACCAGUUACUACCAGUAUGGGCUGGGCGUGCUGGCGCUGUGUGUCCACCACAAGCGGGUGCGGGAGGAGGUGAUCCGCCGGCUCCUGGCCGCCGAGCACCACGGCAGCUUCGGGCAUGCCGCCGGCAGCGCCGUGGACACGGAAGCCGUGGUGGCCGUGGCCUUCACCUGCCUGGAGCGCGAGCGGCUGGUGAGGUCCCGGCUGGCGGCUGAGCUGCGGGCGGCCCGGCGCAGGCUGAGGGCGAGGAUGGUGGAGGCACAGGGGCAGGAUGGCCUCAUCGGCAACAUCUACAGCACCCCGUGGGCCAUGCAGGUGUUUGUUGCCAGCCACAAGUGCCGGGCGCUGCCGGCGUACGGCCGGGCCAUGGCUGCGCUGCUGCAGCACCUGGACGCCUUCGGCACGGCCGCCACCAUGGCACAGGCGCUGCCGGUGCUGCACGGCCACUCCUACCUGCACAUCGCUGCCCUGCGCUGCCGGGAGGAGCUGGACACGCUGGUGCCCAGCAGCGCUGAGCCGCUGGCCGAGGGGCCGGGGAACGUGACGGUGCGGCUGGUGGUGGAGUGUCCCGAGCCACGGUGCCCCCAGCACCAGCUUUACGACCGCCCGGUGCCUGUGCCCGCUGGCACCUCCCUGCUGGACGUGCUCAAGGCGGCCGCCGCGCAGGAGCCCCACGACUUCACGUUUGACACCCAGGACACCCCCCAGGGUGUGUAUCUCAGCAGGGUGCUGGGGAUGGAGGCCCAGCACCGGGAGCGGAGCUACUGGCAGCUCCUCAGUGCCCCCAGCACCAGCUUGCAGAUGGGUGUUGCUGAAUACAGACCUCAGGACGGGGAGACCCUCAUCCUGCGCCUGAGCAAGUGGUAGCGGCCGGGGAGGGACAACGGCAAUGAAACGCCCACGCUGGGCACAGGA